UAUAUACCCCUUCCUCAAAGUUAUCCACCUUCCGGACCCCCUUCCCUCUCUCUCUCUCUCUCUCUCUCUCUCUCUCGUUUCUCAGUUUUCGUUUCUCUGAUCUCCUCCCUCGCAAUCUCCAUUCCCUUCGCCCCCGAAAUUCCCAGAAAUCGUUUUCGGACCCAGAAUUCAGAAAAUUCGAUAGCUUCAAGAAAUCGAUCAACAUGCAAGUGCAACAACGCCUCUGAAAAACCAAAUUCCCAGCUGAUUGUUUGGCUUUCUGGAUUUUUCAGUAAUUUUUAGUGGGAAUGGAAGUUUUGAUAGUGGAACAAGGGCGGCUGGAGAGGUACAACAAUAAAGGUACUAGGGUACAUAAGAGAAGACGUUCCAAUUUCCAUCAUCAUGAAAAGGGAGGCGGCAAAUCAGAAGAGGAUGAAAAGCACAAGGAAUUGUCAUCACUGACAGGAACAGAGUCUAAGAAGAGACAGCUUACUCCAGAGAAUGGAAAAAGGAUUUCGAAAAAGCGACGCUCCUCAAAAGUGGUAGAGAGUUCUGAAGAUGAGUUUGAUGGGGAAAUUCUGUUUCUUGUUAAGGCACAAGCGCGCAAAAGGGGAAGAGUUGAUUGUGAAGUGAUAGGAAGAAGUUCCUUAAAGGACGAAGCAGUAAAAUAUGAAUCAAAUAAUGCAGCUUGCAAUACGUCCUCUUCUUCACCACCGACUUCGCUGGGAUCAUUGCCAAUAUAUAUGAAGCUGGAUAAUGAAGAAGUUUAUUUGAAGUGUCAUCAGUGUAUGAAAGAGGAGACGAAAACCAUUUUUUCCUGCUCCAAGUGUAAAACGAACUCCUAUUGCAUCCGCUGUAUCAAGCAAUGGUAUCCUCACAUGGAAGUAGAGGAAGUCAAGGAACUUUGCCCAUUUUGCCGCCAUAAUUGCAACUGUAAUGCAUGCCUGCACUCAGCUGGUGUGAUUAAGAUACCAGAGAGGGAUGUCGAUAAACGCAAAAAGGCUCAGCACCUGGAGCAUUUAGUUUCCAACUUGCUUCCGUUUCUGAAGAAAAUUUCUCAAGAACAAGCUCAGGAGAUAGAGAUUGAAGCUAAUCUUCGAGGACUUUCACCUUCCAAAGUUGAAGUACCACAGGCUCUCUGUUUUAAUGAUGAGCGUGUCUAUUGCAACCACUGUGCAACUUCAAUCAUUGAUCUACACCGAAGCUGCUCAAAAUGUUCGUAUGAACUUUGUCUAAGUUGUUGCCGAGAAAUUCGCCAAGGAAGCCUUUUAGACCGUGGAGAAGUGAAAUUUCAGUAUAGGAGUAGGGGUUAUGAUUAUAUGCAUGGUGGAGAACCAGUACCUGAUUGUUGUCCCUUAGAAAAUUCAGAGGACCAUAUUGAGCCUUUGAUUGAGUGGAAGGUAAAUGGUGAUGCUACUGUUAGUUGUGCUCCGAAAGAAAUGGGUGGCUGUGGUGAGUGCGUAUUGGAUCUCAAGCGCAUCCUUCCGGGCUGCUGGAUCUCAAAUUUAGAAGUAAAAGCAAAAUAUUUAUUAGAGAUUUUCCAAAAAGAGCGUUCUACUUUCAAGCAUGAUUGUGAAACAGGAAGGGAUAUGUUACGAAAAGCAGCUUCUAGAGAAGGUUCUUGUGACAACUUCUUGUUUUACCCUGAUUCAAAGGACACUAUGAAAGAAGAAGAGCUUUUGCACUUUAGAGAACAUUGGGUGAAUGGUGAACCAGUUAUUGUUAAAAAUGUGCUCGAACAGGCAAAUGGUUUGAGCUGGGAGCCAAUGGUAAUGUGGCGUGCUUUAAGUGAAAAUAGAGAUGCAGCUAGUACACAAUAUUCAGAAGUAAAGACCAUCGAUUGCCUGGCUGGUUGUGAGGUGGAAAUCAACACUUGUGAGUUUUUUAAAGGAUACACUGAAGGGAGAAUGUACAAAAACUGGUGGCCAGAGAUGCUUAAGCUUAAGGAUUGGCCGCCCUCUGAUAAGUUCGAGGAUCUUUUACCGCGUCAUUGUGAUGAAUUUAUCAGUGCCUUGCCAUUUCGAGAGUACACAGAUCCUAGAGCUGGUAUCCUUAACCUUGCUGUUAAGUUGCCACCAGGUGUCUUGAAACCAGACAUGGGUCCAAAAACAUAUAUUGCUUAUGGUUUUCUGGAAGAGCUUGGAAGAGGAGACUCCGUAACUAAGCUCCAUUGUGAUAUGUCUGAUGCGGUGAAUAUUUUGACACAUACCGCUGAAGUGAAUUUAAGUAAUGAGCAGCAGACUGCAAUUUCUGGGUUGAAAAGGUUGCAUAGGGUGCAAGAUGAAAGAGAACUUAUGGAUUGGGAGAAUUCUCACAAGGAUCAUGCUGGACAGUCUGGCGGAAGGACAGAGGACAGAGAAAUCACAGAAAGCAAUCGCCCGUCUGAAACUAAUGGAGAAUUGAAAGUUCGAAAAGAUGAACUAGAUGAGCUGUCUUGUUCUUCCUCUAAUGAAGAAACCGAGGAAACAGGUGGUGCUUUUUGGGACAUCUUCCGCAGGGAGGACGUUCCUAAGUUAGAGGCUUAUCUGAUUAAGCAUUAUAAAGAAUUUAGGCACACCUAUUCUUCACUAGUUGAAAAGGUCAUUCAUCCAAUUCAUGACCAAUCUUUUUAUUUAACGUUGGUGCACAAACAGAGGCUGAAGGAGGAAUUUGGUGUCGAACCAUGGACUUUUGUACAAAGACUCGGAGAGGCAGUAUUUAUUCCAGCCGGAUGCCCACACCAAGUCAGGAAUCUCAAGUCCUGCACGAAAGUAGCAGUAGACUUCGUAUCUCCUGAAAAUGUCCAUGAGUGCCUCCGUUUAACUGAGGAGUUCAGACAACUUCCGAAGAACCACAGAGCCAGAGAAGACAAACUGGAGAUAAAGAAAAUGAUACUUUACGCAGUCGAUCAAGCUGUUAAAGAUUUGGAAUCCUUAGUAUCGAUUCAAGAGUUGGAAGCCUUGGUAUCAACUCGAGAUUUGAAGGCUUUGGAAUGAACUGAAGUUUGAGCAUUUUGGAGCUAACCCAACCAACCUGUCAACUGUGCAGUAGAACUUUGUUAUAAUAAUACUGAUAUUGGCUUCUGUUAAUUAUCUGCUGAGCACCAUUUUUGUAAGUAGAAACAAUUUUUUUGGAUCGGAGUUCUCUUUGCACUCCAAAUAAAUUGAAGCCAAUGAUGUUUUUGUUA
Messenger RNA from Pyrus x bretschneideri (Chinese white pear), 3145 nucleotides. Its product is annotated as lysine-specific demethylase JMJ25. The record is from RefSeq and is a predicted model, not a curated record. Gene Ontology annotation, cellular component: chromatin; histone deacetylase complex. Gene Ontology annotation, biological process: regulation of transcription by RNA polymerase II. Lineage: Eukaryota; Viridiplantae; Streptophyta; Magnoliopsida; Rosales; Rosaceae. Gene Ontology annotation, molecular function: transcription coregulator activity; chromatin DNA binding; histone H3K9 demethylase activity.